AUGAUCUUUAAGGCCAGUAUUUCCAGUAAUCAAAGCCAUACUGUUUGGAGAAAAGUUAUUCAAAAUCUGAGCACUUUCCAUGAAGAUAUCAGGUGCACCAUAACGCCAAGGGAAUUCAUAAUUUGGUCAAUGAAUAGCACUGACACGUCAAUGAGCCAGGCGCGUUUCAAGUGUGGGUUCUUCGAAAGCUACGAAUUUAGACCGGAAGAAACGGUAUUUGGAGAGGACGGUCUUCAACAGGUGCAGGACCAACAGCUAAAUGUGCAUAAACUAUAUUCCUUCAAGAUUAAUGGCAAGCUUCUGGCGAUCUUGUUUCGCAAGCCUGAAAGCGAUAACAUCACAACCCUGCAUUUAGCCAUUCACAAUGGAGCAACGUGUCCUGAGUCUCUCGCAAACCGGUUUCAAAUAACAAUUCACACGGAAAGUCUGAUGGUCAAGGAAUAUGGGCCCAACAUUGUGCCUAUCAAAUACGAUCCUAUUGUGAUAAAUCUGCGAUACAAGAAAAGGUUCUUAGACGUUUAUGGUGGGUCGUGCGAAGACCAGGAGGAGCAGCUCGACCCGCGAUUAUUGGAAAUGUUCAAAGCUUUCGACAGGGAAUUGACACAAUCGUAUUUUAACAGUGACAUAUUAUCCACCGGCAAGCGCAGUAAUGCGCUCACACCCGAGGACGAGAUCAAUUACCUAUGCUGCAAUCACCAGCUUUUGAAAAACUUCAUUGACAGCUGCAAUACCAGCGCCACUGAGGAAGUCAAAGUCGAGGUCUCGAUCUCCAAGCUCUGCCUCACAGCUUUCACAAAGGGCAUAUACAGCAAAAAUAACGACGUGCUGCGUAACGCGAUUCGCGCCACGAACAUUGUCGGUACCAAUGAUUUGGAACAUUACUGUUUAUUCACUACGGCAGGCGAUGAAAAUAGCAAAAGACCGCUGGCCAAGGCCAUCUCAUUCGGUAUGAAGGACUUCAAAAACUUUGUCAACAUGGCGGCUUUUUGGAGAGGCGAUCAAGAUGUCAACAUAUGGUUUUGUCGCCCAGGAGACCCUAUCUUCAUGGAACUAGUCAAGGAUGACCUACAACUGGAGCUCGUUCAAGUCACUGAUAGUGGCGACGCCGUCCAGCCGAUGGGAAGCAAAGUCACAGUCACAAGAAACAGCCCGCUUCGAAACUCGGUGGUGAAAGUCGCCAGUCCAAGGAAAUCGCCGUUGAAGAAUAAAGGUCCAUUGACGCCAAACGUGGCGGAUAACACGCACAGCCCUUUGAAGCCCAAGUCUCUUUUCACAACCGAGGACGAUGAAAUGCAGGAGCGACAACAGCAACGGUGGAAAAAUCCCAUCCGGGGUAAAAGACGACUUGACGAUGAGGAUCAAGAAACCCACCCAAGUGCCAAUUAUGAGCACCAGCAACAUGCUGAGACCGCGGCUCACCGGACCCAAACGACCAUCGAGUGGGGCGACGGUCGUCCGAAUCUCACAAACGAUGGCCCCGGCCCUGGAGCCGCUCUCGAUCAAAGAGGUAUGCUGAGGCAAGAAAAGAAGAAGUUUUUACGGGACCUCAGGGUUCAACGAGGGAAAGAUCACCAGGCACAGACUGGAGCCGAAGACGAACAGUUUGGACCGACUCAGAAAGAUCGGCCCAAGGGUCUUUUCGACUAG
Messenger RNA from Lachancea meyersii CBS 8951, 1647 nucleotides. NCBI's taxonomy places the organism in Eukaryota, Fungi, Ascomycota, Saccharomycetes, Saccharomycetales, Saccharomycetaceae. The record is from the annotation of a GenBank genome assembly.